CGGAGCCCGAUCGACUCUAGCUUACGAGCAGAGGAGGUCGCCGUCGGGAAGAAAAAGGAUUUGUGAUGGGGAGGUCGCCGUGCUGCUGCCACGACGUGGGCGUCAAGAAGGGGCCGUGGACGGAGGAGGAGGACAAGACGCUGGUGGAGCACAUCCAGAAGCGCGGCGGGCACGUCGGCAGCUGGCGCGGCCUGCCCAAGGCCGCCGGCCUCAACCGCUGCUGCAAGAGCUGCCGCCUCCGGUGGACCAACUACCUCCGCCCCGACAUCAAGCGCGGCAACUUCUCCGACGACGAGGAGCGCCUCAUUAUCACCCUCCACGCCGGUCACGGCAACAAGUGGGCGACGAUCGCGACGCACCUGGAGGGCCGGACGGACAACGAGAUCAAGAACCACUGGAACACGCACAUCCGCAAGAAGCUCCUACGCAUGGGCGUCGACCCCGUCACCCACCAGCAGCUGCCACCCGACCACCAGCUCGACGGCUCCUCCGCCGCUCUCCUCCCCGAGGCGCUCCUCUGGGCAGCGGCGGCAGCGACCCUCGGCGGCCUGGACAUCGGCACUCUCAGGCAAGCGCAGCUUCUGCAGCACCUCCUCCAGGCCGGCUCCAACAACGACGCAACUAACCUCGUAGCCAACUUGAUGGCUGCAUCAAAUGUUGGGCUGAACUCAAGCAACAGCAUAGUUCCAAACAUCCUGCUCCAGGACAAGUUUAACAUGCUGCCUGGUACGAACUAUCUACAGCCGGGCUACCUCUGCAACACCUCCAAUUUUGCAGAGCAAGACGUGGUGCAGCAGCAGCUGAUCAAUGCUAUGUCUCCGGGAACGAGUUCCUUUGCAGCAGCUGAACCAGCUGAUCAGCUCUGCAACACUGCUGCAUUCACAGCGCGUGAUAUUGCACCGGGGAUUGACAUGCUGCCGGUGCAGGAGUUCGCCGGCUUGAUGGAGCCCAUGGAACAACUACCCAAUCUAUGCUCCCUAGAGAGCGAUUCUUUCUGGAAGGAACUACUUGAGGACGGCUAUCGUCUAUAGUUUCUUUUUCCAAAUGAAAUAGAUGUGUUGUGUAUGAUGGUGUUGUACAUAACCUAUAACGUUUGCUUCA
Molecule: messenger RNA, 1101 nt
Organism: Triticum aestivum (bread wheat)
Lineage: Eukaryota; Viridiplantae; Streptophyta; Magnoliopsida; Poales; Poaceae
Product: transcription factor MYB41-like
Exons: 2
Coding region: 66-1031 (321 amino acids)
Source: RefSeq, a predicted model, not a curated record